CGGAGGCGUAUAAACCCCCUCCCGUCACGCCGCCCGUCCGUGCGUUUCCUUUGACUUGCUAGUCUCGAGGUUUCGAGUUCUCCAGAGGCCGAGGCGAUCCCCGCACCGCGCCUUCUCUGUAGGUGACGCGCCCUUUCCUCAGCUGUUCGACGGAUACUUGAGGAAUGGCUGACGAGGAUAUUCAACCUAUUGUGUGCGACAAUGGCACAGGAAUGGUCAAGGCGGGUUUUGCCGGUGAUGAUGCACCAAGGGCUGUCUUCCCUAGCAUUGUGGGCAGACCACGGCAUACCGGUGUCAUGGUUGGUAUGGGCCAGAAGGAUGCCUAUGUGGGUGAUGAAGCUCAGGCAAAGAGAGGCAUCCUAACGCUUAAGUACCCUAUCGAGCAUGGCAUCGUCAACAACUGGGAUGACAUGGAGAAGAUCUGGCAUCACACCUUCUACAACGAGCUCCGUGUUGCGCCUGAAGACCACCCUGUACUGCUGACCGAGGCCCCUCUCAACCCCAAGGCCAAUAGAGAGAAGAUGACACAGAUCAUGUUUGAGACCUUCAACUGUCCAGCAAUGUAUGUCGCAAUUCAGGCUGUUCUUUCUUUGUACGCCAGUGGUCGAACAACUGGUAUUGUGCUCGACUCUGGUGAUGGUGUGAGCCACACUGUUCCAAUAUAUGAAGGCUACACACUUCCUCAUGCUAUUCUCCGUUUGGAUCUUGCCGGCCGUGACCUCACUGACCAUCUAAUGAAGAUCCUCACAGAGAGAGGGUACUCCCUCACGACGACUGCCGAGCGGGAAAUUGUCAGGGACAUAAAGGAGAAGCUUGCUUAUGUUGCCCUUGAUUACGAGCAGGAGCUGGAUACGGCCAGGAGCAGCUCCUCUGUUGAGAAGAGCUACGAGAUGCCUGAUGGCCAGGUUAUCACCAUUGGGUCAGAAAGGUUCAGGUGCCCUGAGGUGCUGUUCCAGCCAUCUCUUGUUGGUAUGGAGUCUUCUGGCAUACAUGAAGCCACAUACAACUCCAUCAUGAAGUGCGAUGUCGAUAUCAGGAAGGAUUUGUACGGUAACGUUGUGCUCAGUGGAGGAUCCACCAUGUUUCCUGGAAUCGCCGAUCGCAUGAGCAAGGAGAUCACAUCCCUUGCUCCUAGCAGCAUGAAGGUUAAAGUGAUUGCACCGCCUGAAAGGAAAUACAGUGUCUGGAUUGGUGGCUCUAUUUUGGCCUCUCUCAGCACUUUUCAGCAGAUGUGGAUCUCAAAGGAAGAGUACGAUGAAUCUGGUCCUGGUAUUGUCCACAUGAAGUGCUUCUAAGUUUCUAGGGAAGCUUGUAGCCGUACUUCUGGUUGUUGAAAUAUAUCGGGUUUUUAUUUUCUGAAACAAAAAUAUGUUGCUAUAGAUAUGUUUAAAACAGGCACGCUUGGCAAAACUGUGAAGUAUGUAUGCUUCUGAUAGUUGAGAUACACUUUUCAUGUUGGUCAUGCUGGAGCAUGUUUCUACGAGAUGUUGAAAUAUCCAUCUCAUCAAUGGUGCUGGUAACUACUUAUAUUCUAAAGGAUCA
Molecule: messenger RNA, 1542 nt
Organism: Phragmites australis (common reed)
Lineage: Eukaryota; Viridiplantae; Streptophyta; Magnoliopsida; Poales; Poaceae
Product: actin-7-like
Exons: 5
Coding region: 165-1295 (376 amino acids)
Source: RefSeq, a predicted model, not a curated record